AUGGAUGAGAAAAUGAGAAAAAGCUUCUUCAAUAGAGCAAAAAGGAUGAAAAGCCAGCCUAACAAAUUUAUAGAAAAAAGGACACAGUGCUUUUAUUAUUGGUGGUUGCUAACCAUACUGGUAGUGAUCCUUAUUUCCGGUUCGACCAACGCAGGCUUUGCCUGUCUCAGCAAUCCAUGUGUUUAUGGAGUGUGUAUCGAUGAUCUAAAUAGCACAUACUCUUGCUAUUGCAUCGAUGGGUACACGGGCGUGCAUUGCCAGACGAACUGGGAUGAAUGUUGGUCCGGACCAUGUCUUAACGGGGGUACCUGCAUCGAUGGUGUCGCUUCCUACAACUGCACCUGUCCCGAUGGCUUCCUAGGAUUAAACUGUGAGGAGAAUUUCAACGAAUGCCAGUCCAAUCCUUGCCAGAAUGGUGGCCAGUGUAAUGAUAAGGAUAAUGCGUUUUAUUGUACCUGUGCGCUAGGCUACGAGGGCGAGUUUUGUGAGCUCGAUAUAGCCGUUUGUGAUACGGGUGAUCGAUGUCACAAUGGUGCCGCCUGUAUUGAGGGACCUGGGCUAGAAUUCUCCUGCCGUUGUACGGAAGGAUUCGAGGGUCGGUUGUGUGAUGCUGAGAUCAACGAAUGUGCAUCAUCCCCCUGUCAGAACGGGGCCAUUUGCAUCGACAAGUUCGCAUCGUACGUUUGUGCGUGUCCGAUGGGUUUCAGUGGGACAAAUUGCGAAGAAGAGAUAAUGGUUUGCGCUAGUUCACCGUGCGCCAACCAAGCGCUAUGUUUGAUGGAGGAAGAUUCUCCCACGUGCUACUGUGUGCCGGAUUAUCACGGCGAACGGUGCGAGUUGCAGUACGACGAAUGCCAACUUGGACCGGAUCCCCGCUGUGCGAAUGGUGCCACGUGCGUGGAUGGAGUUGAUGAGUAUUUCUGUACUUGUGCGCCUAAUUUCACCGGAGAAAACUGUGAGUGUCUCAUGCUGGACGCUGACGGUCAGAUCGAAAUGGACUGUAACUAUACGGCACCUACUGUGAGCACGUCUGAAGCGGAAGAAUUCACAGUAACCUCAUUCUAUGCGUCGACCGUGGAAUCGUUUCCAUUUUCGACCGAUGGCAUUUUUAAACCUUCAACCGAACUAUCGCUAGAAAGAACUACAAAUUUCUCGGUUUGGUCACAGCCAAUUUCACCUGCUGUUACUGAAGAAUUUACUGAUCCUUCUAUAGAAGUAACAGAAAGUGGCCCAUCGACUAAUACUGGUGAGAGUACGGUGCCAUCUUCCGUACCUUCUAUCUCUCCAGCGAUCUCAGGAAGUGAUCCGUAUACUACUACGUCUGUAAGUGAAAGUGAUACUGAUAGCAACGUAACGUCACGCACUACUGCAUCGCCUGAACAGGAUAUAAAAUUUACCUUUGGACCUUCUGGAGGUACAGAAGCUGCGAAAGAAAAAACGGCCACUCCUGGCACUACCAUGUUGGAAAACGACACUUCAGUAUCUGGUUACAAUACGCCAACACAGAAUACUCAGGAAGCUUCAAUUGGAGAUUACUACCCUACUGUAAAAGCCUCGUCUAAAUAUCCUACCUUUGACGAUGGCUUUGCUGCACCUUCCGACUUCGGAACCACCCCAAUGGACACGAUAUUCCCAACAUCGGAUCUUCCUAGAGUAUCUACACUCUCAACCGAACUGAGCUCAUUCUUUACCGAAUCUCCCACAAACCGAUCCAUUGCACCAGGACUCCAGGGAGAAGAUCAAGUUACAGACACUCCAACGUACACUACAAAUGGACCAACUUUAUCAGGUCCGGAUGAAGUCACACAGCAACCAGAUGGGAGCACAACUUCCCUUGUUUCAAGUUUCCCACUUGCAACAACAACGACGACGACAAGAUCACCCGAAGUUGAAGAGUGCGACGAUACCGUGUGCGCCAACGGAGGAACUUGUGCCAUGACCCCACACGGUAUCCGCUGUCAUUGUGACUUCCGCUACGCAGGACCCUACUGUGACGUACCGGUCAGCAUACAGAACGCUGCAUUUUCUAAAGAAUCCUUUUUGCGCCACAUCAUUUACCGACGGACGCACUCCGCUGGUUCAACCAACCAAUCGGUGGAUACGCUCAAACAGCUGGCUUCCAUGACAGUUCGCUUCAAGGCAAAGCUAACGUCUCGCGAAGGAUUGAUUCUUCUGGCCACGGCGGAAGGCGACGAUGGCAAUCACUAUGUGGCACUAUUUUUGCACAAAGGCUUGCUGCAGUUUCAAUUUUCCUGUGGACUGCAGACGAUGCUUUUGAGUGAAAUCGAAGGCACGGUCAAUAAUGGAUACGAGCUGAACGUAAAAGUGCAGUUAAAUUUCAACGAUCGCUAUAGCCACUGCAAUGCGUCGCUCCAUGUCAAUGAAACGCUGGCCAUGAGUGGCGAACAGCCGACUUGGCUUGGAAAUGUGCUGCGUACGAGGCAGCAAAAGGUAGGCCAGGAUGAUGGUUCUGAUGGGAUAGCAGCACUAGCUUCAAUCAAACAGAGCUGGUUACAUCUAGGUGGACGUCCCAUCAAAACGAUGUACACCUUAAGUCACAACAUCUCACGAUCUCACGGCUUUACCGGAUGCGUGUAUGACCUGGAGAUCAACAACGUUCCGGCAGCCAUCUUUGACAACGCCGAAGAUGCGUACAAGAUUUACGAAUGUACGUCGUUGGCAUGUCUUUCGAGUCCCUGUCGCAACGGAGCGAUUUGUGUGGAAGCGGAAAGCUACGGGAUGCCUGGACGGUUCUCUCCCAGCAGCAAUACACCAACCGGCACAGGCAACGCUGCUUGGAGUUGCAAGUGUUCGUUCGGAUACAUGGGCCGCACGUGCGAACGAUCCGUGUGCGAUAAUAAUCCAUGUCGAUUCGGUGGCACGUGUGUAACGUUUCCGGAAAGUGGCUACCUUUGCCUGUGUCCGUACGGAAAGCAUGGGCAUUUUUGUGAGCAUGAUCUGGACAUUUUGCAACCAUCGUUCUUUGGUAGCAUCAAGGGUAUUUCUUCCUACGUCGCUUAUCCGAUCGCAUUCCCGCUGGAAGAUAGGUUUGAGUUUAGCUUUAAGAUUAUCCCAACAACAACGGCUCAGAUUUCGUUGCUAGCAUUCGUUGGUCAACCGAACGAUCAUCACGAUCAAAGCGAUCAUUUUUCGGUCAGCUUCAUACAAGGUAACAAGGAACAACUGGUGUAAACUUCCCUUCUUCAAACUGAAUGAAAUCUUGCCAUCUUUUUAGGCUUUAUAUUGGUCACCUGGAACCUGGGGAGUGGCCCACGACGGAUAUUUACACAGCAACCGAUACAGGUGCAAUCGUCCCGUCCAACGACAAUCCAGGCCGGCCGAAAUGGACGCACCGCUUGGCUGUCGAUCGAUGGCAAGGUGAACAUUUCGGGAAAUUCGCCCGGAAGCAGCCGAAGGCUUAAUGUCGCACCACAGCUAUACAUCGGUGGCCAUGAGGCUGUUAACUUUUCCAGCUUACCGCACGAUUUGCCGCUUCAUUCCGGGUUUCAGGGAUGUCUGUUCGACAUCCGUCUUGUCGCAGGGCCGAUACACAUCCCGCUUCAACAUAUCGGUGGUAUGCGUGGCCGAAGUGUUGGCCAGUGUGGUACGAAGGAGUGUCAUCGACACGCGUGCCAGAACAAUGGCGCCUGUUUGCAGCACGGUUCUACCUUUACCUGCAUUUGCCAGGAAGAUUGGAACGGUAUCCUGUGCUCGCAGAAGGUUAAUCCGUGCGAUGAAAGUGUCAGCAAAUGUGCACCGGAUGCCUCCUGUUUCCCAUUGCUGGGAGGAUAUGAGUGCGAUUGUCCCUUCGGUAAGGUGGGCAAAAGGUGCGAAUCAAAUCUGAAGUAUCUUAGCGAUGUUUCCUUCUCCGGACGACGAUCGUACCUUGCGCUGCGGUGGCCUAACACCGGUGACUGGUCUGGUUCGUACCGUGAGAACGAGGUACGGUACGAAAAGAUUGUCCAACAUUCGCACAUCAUCCCACAUAACCAUUCGAUCCUGCUAAAAUCCAUACGGGAGUUGGACAAGAUCAACGACGUGCUUAAGGUGCUCCCAGAAUCGAACGAAACCGAACAGUAUGCCGGCCAUUCCAUGGUUCCUCGUUCGGAUAACUACCGUCAGCUUCGGAUACGGCAACUAACCAUCGAGCUGCAGGUACGUCCGCUAUCGGAGAAAGGACUCAUACUCUUCGUUCGUACCUUCGAUUCUAACGCACAGGAACAGGGAUUUAUAAGCAUUAGCUUGCAGGGUGGCGUGGUAGAGUAUCGGAUAUCCUCCACACGCACUCAAGCGGCCGUAGUACGCAGUAACCAUGUGCUUGCAACCGGUGAAUGGCACUUUAUUCGCAUUGUAAAGUAUGGCAAACGAUUAACGCUGUGGGUUGAAGGCAAAAGCACCUCAAUCAUUGGCUCCGUUCGUGAGGAGUACGUGAGUCUAACGAAACACCUCUACUUGGGCGGUUUGCCCGAUCUGUCCACCCUACCGUACGACGCUAUCUCGGGCUAUCCCGUAUCGUUCCGUGGUUGCAUCCGGCACGUCAAUUUAAACGGAACGCGCAUCACACUCAACGGCAGCUCGAUCGUCGCAUCGCGUAACAUCAACGACUGCGAUGGGACACCUUGCGGGGGCGACAUCUGUGCCCACGGAGGUCUAUGUUGGCUGGAUGAGCACUCGCAACCACGCUGCAAGUGUCCCGAGUACUCGAAGGGUGUCAACUGUGAAAUUCAAGAAUCGUGCGAAGUUGUACAGUGCCGAAACAGUGGACAGUGUUUAAAGAAUGGUCGCUGCAGUUGCGCCGUUGGAUGGACGGGUCAUUAUUGUGAGAUUGCUACCGCAAAGUAUUCGUCGCUCGGAUUUAACGAUCGCAGCUACAUUCUGAUCCCUUCACAAAAAAUUAAAAUGAAGGACAAGCGUAAUGAUGACGGGACGGGCGGUUCCGUUGGCAACCGGUUGCCCUUUGAGCUACAGAUUUCCCUCAACCUUUCCACCCUGGAGGACGGGAUGCUGGCGUGGACAACGGAUGAGGCGGGAAGAUAUUUUGGGAUAGGAAUUCGCGAUGGUUUCCUGGUGGUUGUUAGCAAUAUGCUAAUGGAGGAUCACAGGGAAUACGAUAACGGUGGAGCAGGCGGUCUUUGGAAUGCUUUUGUAGCCGAUGGUGAUUGGCAUAAUGUGUUGCUGGAGACAAAAGCACAUCAGCUACACCUAUCGGUCGACGGAUACGAGCUGCUCACCGGGAAGCUCAUUCCGAAUGGGCGAAGUUUGCUUUCCCAGCCCUAUGAUAAGCCCGUUUUGAGCGAGGAAAUUACAUAUUUAGGAGGAUUUCCGGAUGAGAAUGUUUACAACCGUACAAGGGGAAACUUUGCCACAUCGUUCAACGGAUGCAUUCAGCACAUUCUGCUAGGGAACCAGCUGGACGAGCUUGACUUUGCAGACUACGAUGGAGCUAACAUCAAUGAGUGUGCAGUGUAA
Messenger RNA from Anopheles maculipalpis, 5469 nucleotides. RefSeq names its product protein eyes shut (gene eys). Gene Ontology annotation, molecular function: calcium ion binding. The record is from RefSeq and is a predicted model, not a curated record. Gene Ontology annotation, cellular component: protein-containing complex; plasma membrane. Gene Ontology annotation, biological process: establishment or maintenance of epithelial cell apical/basal polarity; heterophilic cell-cell adhesion. Lineage: Eukaryota; Metazoa; Arthropoda; Insecta; Diptera; Culicidae.